Messenger RNA from Artibeus jamaicensis (Jamaican fruit-eating bat), 2991 nucleotides. It is a transcript of the gene NPY1R, whose product is annotated as neuropeptide Y receptor Y1. Gene Ontology annotation, molecular function: neuropeptide Y receptor activity; neuropeptide binding. Gene Ontology annotation, cellular component: neuron projection; plasma membrane. Gene Ontology annotation, biological process: G protein-coupled receptor signaling pathway. Bases 357 to 1511 code for a protein of 384 amino acids. The transcript is spliced from 4 exons. The record is from RefSeq and is a predicted model, not a curated record. Lineage: Eukaryota; Metazoa; Chordata; Mammalia; Chiroptera; Phyllostomidae.
CUGCUUAUCUUCAUCAAUCUUUGGGGUGUGAGCAGGAGAAAUGCCAGCGGUUCUUUUCUCCUCUCCCUGCUCCCUUCCUUGGCCAUCCUUCCCGCUUCACUAAACAGGGGCGCAAAAGACAAAUCCAUCGGAGGUGCUCUCAGAUGUGCCAUGUUCACCUGGAUCCUAGGGGGAAAGCAUAACUUGCUAAGUGGCAUACAUGCUCCGAUUGUUCAGUUCUAAGAAAUGAAGAAUUCAGAAUAAUUUUGAUAAGUGGAUGCCAAUGAGGAAUAAGAAUAAGCUGAACAUUUGACCUGCUUUGAAGAAACAUACCAUCCAUUUGUCUAAAGUAAUCUAUAACAACUAAAGCAAUCAAAAUGGAUUUAACAAUAUUUUCCCAGGCUGAAAAUCAUUCAAUCUACUAUAAUUUUUCAAAAAAUAAUUCCCAAUUUUGGGCUUUUGAAAAUCAUUGUCAUCUGCCCUUGGCCAUGAUAUUUAUAAUAGCUCUAGCUUACGGAGCUGUGAUAAUUCUUGGGGUCACUGGAAACUUGGCCUUGAUCAUAAUCAUCUUGAAACAAAAAGAGAUGAGAAAUGUUACCAACAUCCUGAUUGUGAACCUCUCCUUCUCAGACUUGCUUGUUGCCAUCAUGUGUCUCCCCUUCACAUUUGUCUACACGAUAAUGGACCACUGGGUUUUUGGCGAAGCAAUGUGCAAGCUGAAUCCUUUUGUGCAGUGUGUUUCAAUCACUGUGUCCAUUUUCUCUCUGGUUCUCAUUGCUGUGGAGCGACAUCAGCUGAUCAUCAACCCCCGAGGAUGGAGACCAAAUAAUAGACAUGCUUAUGUAGCUAUUGCUGUCAUUUGGCUCCUUGCUGUGGCUUCGUCUUUGCCCUUCCUGAUCUAUCAAGUGUUGAGUGAUGAACCGCUCCAGAAUGUCACACUCGAUGGGUUCAAGGACAAAUACGUAUGCUUUGAUAAAUUCCCAUCGGACUCUCACAGGCUGUCUUACACCACUCUCCUCUUGGUGCUGCAGUAUUUCGGCCCACUCUGUUUUAUAUUUAUUUGCUACUUCAAGAUAUAUAUUCGCCUAAAAAGAAGGAACAACAUGAUGGACAAGAUGAGAGACAAUAAGUACAGGUCCAGUGAAACCAAAAGAAUCAACAUCAUGCUGCUGUCCAUUGUGGUUGCCUUUGCCGUCUGCUGGCUGCCCCUUACCAUCUUCAACACGGUGUUCGACUGGAACCAUCACAUCAUUUCUACGUGCAACCACAACCUCUUCUUCUUGCUCUGCCACCUCACGGCCAUGAUAUCCACCUGCGUCAACCCCAUAUUUUAUGGAUUCCUGAACAAAAAUUUCCAGAGAGACCUGCAGUUCUUCUUUAACUUCUGUGAUUUCCGGUCUCGGGAUGACGACUAUGAGACAAUAGCCAUGUCUACCAUGCACACAGAUGUUUCUAAGACUUCUUUGAAGCAAGCAAGCCCAGUCGCAUUUAAGAAAAUUAACAACAACGAUAACGAUCUGAAGCUGCUGUAGCACACGGUGCCAGUUGACAUCUGUUUCAAAAAAGCACAACCCGCAGCAUACUUUCACCACCCGUUCAACCAAGGACUGGGGUUGACAUCACUGAAGAAAGACCAAGAUUUGACUGUGUUGCUUUCCACUGCUUUCAUUGUAACCGUCAUAAUCACAUUUGCAACAAGACGAAUGGGCUUUGGAAUCUUCUAGCAAUAGUUUUGACCAGACAUCUUGAAAAUGCUUUUUGUAAAUUUAUGCAUAUGUUAUAGAAGUUUUUUUAUUCUGUAUUUAUUGGAAUGACAUUUAUUUGAAGCAUUACUAUCAGUGACUUUGGAAGCGCUACACCUGACACUCCAAUUACAUUGAGCCAUCCUUAGUGACAGUGAGAUGGUCACUAGACUGAGCGAUCUUGAUGUACUAACUAUAGUCAUUGUUUCCGUCAGUUACAGAGGUGAUGGCCUGCAAAUAGCAUCUAGGAGUUGGGGCCAAAAGAGAGCCUGUGUCUUGCAUACCUAUAGUCUAAAGUCAUCCAGGAGUGAUUUGCAUUUUUAAAAUAUAAUUUAGGAUAGUAUUUAAUUUGCUUCUAAUUAAUUAUCACUUAUGAUAAAAAUGCAUAAAAGUAUAAAUAUUUCUCAGCUGUGAAUGCCAGGGAGGUUGGGCCACCCACAAGAAUGAAGUGGCAAGGCAGUUCCCUAAUUACAAAACUAUUUUUGGUACCCAACAACCAAAGGAUUUCAAAGCAAUUAGUUUAACAGUUAAGUUGAUGAUGCUGCAGAUAGUUGAAUUAUAUUUAUUUGAAUUGAUGGGCAAGAGGUUUGCCAUCUUUCACAAACUGUUUGGUGUUUGUCAAGCUUUCUAGAUAAAUAUACAUGCAAUUUCCAGCUUACAAUGUAUAAAAACACAAAGUGUAUUUUCCAUACAUCAGUGCCUAUAUUGUAACUCAUUUUUAAUUUUGAAUGUCUUUCAGAAAAGGACACCAAGGUACAAUGUUAAAAGAAUGUUCGCCCUGGCUAGCAGGGAUAAGUACCUAAAAACCGAAAACACUUCACAUAGCUCAUGUUAACCUGUAUAAACUGUACCUUGUGGAGUCUCUUUAAUAAUGUACUAUAUAGAGUCCUGAGUAGUCAUGUCGUGUUAAUAUACUCAGUUUCCUGUACCUUGUAAUCGUGAUUGAGCCUCAGAAUCAUUUGGAGAAAAGAUAUUUUAAAGAAGAAGACAUAUCUUUGAUGUAGUAUACACACAAAGUAUUAAAUGUGUUGAUUUUAGAAGGUUAGACAUUUUCUUUAUUAAAAUUGCUUUUGCUUUUUCUGAGUCUCUUGUGUCUCUCUGCAGCUUCGUUUUCUUUUCUUCUUUCUUCUUGUUUCCAUGUCUCCCCCCCGCCCCAUGGCAUCCGCACAGCACACUAUGUCCACUGGAGAACGAAACAUGUUCUGCACUGUGGUGUAACUGUUGAUGGCCCAGUCUUUUCCCUUUGCUUUUUGAAGCUUCUUGAAGGCAG